Ricinus communis (castor bean) is the source of this 4421-nucleotide messenger RNA. RefSeq lists its product as uncharacterized. The transcript has 10 exons. NCBI's taxonomy places the organism in Eukaryota, Viridiplantae, Streptophyta, Magnoliopsida, Malpighiales, Euphorbiaceae. The record is from RefSeq and is a predicted model, not a curated record. Bases 769 to 4035 code for a protein of 1088 amino acids.
UUUGUUUUCUUUCCUUCAGCUAAUGCGAAUGCGAAUAACGUCAUUUCUGCAAAAGAAAAAAAAAUUGCGCACGCUCUCUCAGCUUAAUCUCUUUUUAUCUAAUGGACGAAUUCUCCGAUCCGAUAUACAGGUUAAAGAUUGGAGAUUAAACCCUAAAUUUCCACUUUCUUUUUACUGCUCCCUCUCUGUCUGAUUCAGGUAGCUCUUUUGUAUCGUAACAAACCCUAGUUUUUUUUUUGAGCUUCACAGAUUAGAGCAAAAACCCUAGAAUUUGUUUUUUUUUUUUCGAUCUGAUUUGAGACUCCCCGAUGUCAAGAAUCUGAUUAUUUGGAGUUGGGAUGUUGUAGGAUGCGAGAUUAGCGAUUCUUUGUACAUAUAUAUGGCGUUUCCAGCAUCAAAUUUUGGUGAAAAUGAUCGCGUUUCAUCGUUAGCAAUUUUGUUUAUUAGAGUUUGAGAAUCUUGAAUCGGGAUCUGUGGCGGUCUUUUAUUGUGGAUUGAGCUCGGCUUAAAAAAAUGGAUUUAGCUUGAAAUUAUAUGUACUUGUCUUUUCUUUUUCUUGAUUUCUAGCAUUUGAAUCUGAUUGGAUGCAAAUCAAAUGGAUUGUUGCUUGCUAAAAUAGCCAAAUAUAUAUGUACAUCAUUAAACUCUUCGAGGAUAGCAGCGAGGGUGCAUUAAAGAGAUAGGACUUUUGGCUCUAUAUUGGAUGGUGUGAGCAAGAGAACCACAGUGACAAUAAUCUUUGCUGAGAAAGAAGUAGUUGCUUAAAAAAUGAAUUUAGAAAAUGAAGAGCAGCAACAUGUACUGAAUCAGGAUGCGGAAGCAGCGGGAAACGAAUCACAAAAGAAGUCAAUAAUUUCAUAUACGAGAGAGUUCCUAUUAUCUUUGAGUGAAUUGGAUAUCUGCAAAAAGUUACCAAGUGGAUUUGACCAAUCCAUUCUCAGUGAAUUUGAGGAUGCUCCCCAGGAUCGAUUCAGAAGUUCUGGUGCCUUGGCAUCGCAAAAUUAUAGACGUAAUGACUAUGGUUCAUCCCCACCUACUAGAGGGGAUGUGAGUAAUUAUUCUAAGGGCAAUCAUGGCAGGUGGGAUAGUCGUUCUUCCGGAAAGAGUGACCGGGACAGUGACACACAAUCUGAUUGGGAUUCAGAUUCUGGAAGGCGUUAUGGCAACCAAUCUAGGCGACCUUGGCAAGUUCCUGAGCAUGAUGGACUUCUUGGGAGUGGCUCUUUUCCGAGACCAUCUGGAUAUGCUGCAGGGGCAUCAGCUCCAAAGUCUCGAGCUAAUGAUCAAUACCAACUUAACAGGAGUAAUGAACCAUAUCACCCGCCUCGCCCUUAUAAGGCAGUGCCUCACUCACGUAGGGACACUGAUUCAUACAAUGACGAAACAUUUGGUUCUUCUGAGUGCACAAGUGAGGAUAGAGCAGAAGAGGAAAGAAAGAGAAGAGCUUCCUUUGAACUUAUGAGGAAAGAACAGCAGAAGACUUUUCAAGAAAAACAGAAGUUGAAUCCAGAAAAGGGUAAAGGUGCCUUUGAUAUUAGUGAGUUGUUGGAGGAUCAAAAAGAUGAUAAGAGAUUUCUGGAUAGAAGGAAUGAAUCAAUUGAGCCAGCAACAAAGCCUGCUUCAAGUAAUGGUUCUGAUAAGUCUUCCUUUCCCUCACCAGCUCCUGUAUCCAGACCUCUUGUUCCCCCAGGCUUUUCAAGUACUAUAGUUGAGAAGAAUAUUGGAGUCAAAUCUAUAAGUCAUCCUCAACCAUCAGAGGUUGGCAAUGAACUUGACCACAGCAUUUUGCAUGCCAAAGGAAACCGUUUGUUUAGUGGGACUUCUAAUAAUCAAGAGGACAAACAAUCUUUGGAACCAAUGGAUUCAACAGACCAGCAGCUCGGUAGUCGGAGCAUUCAUGUUUCAGUUAGUAAACGGAAUGAAAAGGUUCCAACCUUAUCAUCAUCUUUGGAUGUUUCAAGUGAAGCAGUUGGCAUGGAUAGUCAAUAUUACAGUACUUCUAAAUUUUCAGAAACUCUCGAGGCUUCAGAGAAUAAUGAAGUAAUAGAACUUGAUCUUAAAAGUAUGACUGGGCAUAAACUUGUGGGUGGAUCCAGUCCGACUCGGUCAACCUCAAUCCUAGACAAGCUCUUUGGCAGUGCUUUGACACUGAAUGGUGUUGGCUCCUCAAAUAUCGUUGAGCAACACAAUGAGAAAGAAGAUGACAUACAAGAUCCUCAUCUGGCCCAAUCUUCUAGGUUUGCUCAAUGGUUUCUUGAAGAAGAGAAGAAACCAAUUGGUGAUCUCUCAUCUGGGAGGCCCAAUAAAUCAGUUGAAGGUCUCUCAUCCAGCAGGCCUAAUGAUUUACUAUCAUUAAUUGUUGGCGCUGAAAAAAGUGGAUUGUCUUUUGUUUCUGGUGAUGAAAAUAGUGGAUCUCAGGGUUUUGAUGUUGAAGCUACUGAGAACACUCCAUCAAGUUUUCCUCACCAAGGUUCUGGACUUGCAGAUGGGCUCAUGACCUCCAAUUUAGCGCCUGUCACUGUUGAAAAUAUUGAUAAACUAGAGGCAGCUCCAGCUGUACUUACAUGUGAAGACCUUGAACAGUCGAUUCUAUCUGAAAUUACUGAAAGUGGUCCAAUGUCACAGCCUCCUGUGCAGGGAUGGAGUGGAGAUUCUGGUGCUAAGAUGGAACAGCAGAAAGUUGAUAUUGACAAUCAUGCAUCCCAGCAACUCCUCUCACUGCUACAGAAAGGAACAGACCUUGGAAUUAUAUCUGCUGACAAACUGCAGAGUGUUGAAGUAGAGAACCAUGAUGUUGCACUUCACAGUUCCGGGGAGAUAGCUGCUGAAAACAUUACAAAUGCAGGUGGGCCUUUGACUCUUGAAACACUUUUUGGAACUGCUUUCAUGAAGGAACUGCAGUCAGUCAGAAAACCGGCUCCUGGCCAAAGAGACUCAGUUGGAUCAGUGCGGGUUGAUGUGUCAGAGUCUCUGUUUCCUAUGAUGGAUAAAGAUUUCCUUGCUUCUACCCCUGAUAUUACGUCCAGCAUGCCAAAUCAUGGCAAUAGUCUUCUAGCAUCAAACCAGAGACAACAUAUGAAAUUAGAGAGGAUGGAAGAGACAUUUUCAGGGUUUGAUCCUCAAAAUGUAGUGAAUUCAUCACAACUUCGAACUGAAUUGGGAACUAAGCUUGGCGGUGUUGAUGGGUUUGUCGGAAUUGGACUUCCUGAAGAGGAUAGCUUAAUUACAGCCAAUGAUCCCCUCAAUCUCCAGAACUUCAUGCCUGCGAGGAACUCACCUAGAACUGAGUUGUUAACCACACCAGAGACGGCGGUUGACAUUGCUGGAAAACUAGCAGCUUUAAAUUCUGUAUACCGCGAUGAAAGGCCUAUUAUAGGUGGCCAAGAGGGUCCAGGUUUUCUUCGUGGUACCUAUGAUGCGAGGGAACCUGAUGUUCAAUACCAUAAGACUCACGCCCAACCAUCUUCUCCGCUUCAUCCUCAGUUGAAUCAUCAAGGGACAAUGUUCCAUCCAUUAGAUUCUCAUCCUGCUAGUGUUAAUGCUCAGAUGAAAUUCAUGUCCCCGGAGAACAUCAUUCAUCAUGAUCCUCCUAAUCAUCAAUUUCCUGCAAAUUUGCUUCGGCCCCCUUUUCAUCACCCAAAUACUGGACUAACUGGAUUAGAUCCGAGCCCGCAUAAUCCUGUACUACAGCAAAUGCAAUCACCUGGCAAUUUUCCUCCACCCCACCUACUACGUGGGUUCCCCAGGGGUGGACCUUUGACUUCGCAUCCCAUCAAUCAGGUGACUGGUUUUAUACAGGAAGUAAACCCAAUGCAAGGAUUCCCUUUCAGUCAAAGGCAGCCUAAUCUUGGCGGCUUUGGAAUUCCACCACAAGCUCCUGAUGCUGGCGGAGGAACUCGUCCUCCAGAGGCGCUCCAAAGACUUUUUGAAAUGGAACUCAGGUCAAAAUCCAAGCCGACUCACCCUUUUGCUUCAGCUGGCCAUAGUCAGGGGAUGUAUGGUCACGAGCUAGACACGGGCUUUGGGUAUAGAUAGUAAACUUCAGCAUGGUUUGUGUAUAUGGCGAUGUAUUUGUGAUCUCAUGCGCAGUGCCACCUUGCAUUGGCAGUGAUUUUAUUGUGCUUCAGGAGGGAUUGCCUCGGGUUAAUGUAAUUAAUGGCAUUUUACUUGAAAAUGGCAAUCAGUUGGGACUUAUUAACUUUCCUUUAGCUUCACAUUUGAGAACUAACCCCAAAAAAGAGUUAAGAGGACUCUAGUGCUCUUCUUUUUGGCUGCUUGGUCAAUGAACAAAGAAGAGACAACGAGCAGUCCCGUCUGUGGAAAUCACCCCUUCGCAUGAUAUGCUUGAUGCAGUCAUUGUAACAAAUGGAGAACAGAAUCUUAAGAAAAAGUGUGAUCUGUAUGAUUUUUCUUUUUUGCUA